Balaenoptera acutorostrata (minke whale) is the source of this 10220-nucleotide messenger RNA. RefSeq names its product coiled-coil domain containing 174 (gene CCDC174). The record is from RefSeq and is a predicted model, not a curated record. The transcript is spliced from 11 exons. NCBI's taxonomy places the organism in Eukaryota, Metazoa, Chordata, Mammalia, Artiodactyla, Balaenopteridae. The coding region runs from base 76 to 1476 and encodes 466 amino acids. Gene Ontology annotation, cellular component: nucleus.
GCCGGAAGCCGGUAUAAGAUGCCUGUCGGGAGCUGGUGAGGUGUUUACUUUGGGCCGGGGCGCUCCAGUGCGACCAUGGACCGGAGGAAAAAGCCCUUGGACGUCACGGCGUCCUCGUUGGUAGACCUUAAGGCUGAACUCUUCCGAAAACAAGAAGAAUUCAAACAAGAAAAACUUCUAAAAGAUGCUGGAGUUUUGGGGAAACCAAAACCAACUACUAAGAAACCAAGUAUCUGGAGCAGACAAAACACAGGAGUUUCUAAUCGAGCUGAGAAGGAUGCUGAACAGAAGAUUGAGGAACAGAAGACUUUGGACAAAGCGAGGGAGAAAUUGGAAGAAAAAGCCAAAUUAUAUGAAAAAAUGACUAACGGAGACUUUAUAGAUGAAGAAGUGGAGGAUAUGUACCUUGUGGAUUUCACACAGAAGAUCAUAGACAAACACAAAGAAAUGGAAGAGAUUGGUGCCAAUAGAGAUUAUAGAAGGACAGAAAGAGACGAUGACGAAGAAACCGUUUCUGAAAAAGAUAUCCCUCCUCCCCAGGACCCCAGUGAAGAAUGGGUGGAUUAUGUGGAUUCUUUAGGGCGAUCCCGGCGCUGUAUGAGAAAGGAUUUGCCACAUCUGCUGGAAAUGGAUAAAAAUCUUCAGGGGAGGCUUUUCGUUAGUCCUGCAAAUGAAAAAACCUUACUAUCUGAAGAUAUGAGAAAAGAACUCCAGCGCCAGCAAUGGGAGGAAGAAGAGAGGGAGUCCCUGAGAAGGCCAAUGGGGCCCGUACAUUACGAAGACAUUCGUGAAAAUGAGGCCCGGCAACUUGGUGUUGGAUACUUUGCCUUUGCCCGAGAUAAAGAGUUGAGAAACAAGCAGAUGAAAACUUUAGAAAUGCUGCGUGAGCAGACAACAGAUCAGAGAACAAAACGAGAAAAUAUAAAGGAAAAGAGAAAGGCUAUGUUAGAAGCAAGACUUGCCAAACUCCGACAAAAAAAGAUGAAAAAAUCAAAAGAGGAUGGAGCAGAGGAAGAAGAUAGAGAUGGAGAUGUUAUUGGGCCAUUGCCACCAGAACCAGAGGUCAUGCCAGCUCCUCAUACAGCUGCCCAGAGUAGCAAAGUCGAAGUCAUCGUACAGGAGAGGAAGGAUACCAGGCCUGGGGUGCCGCACAUCCGCGAGUGGGACAGAGGAAAAGACUUUUCCUUUGGGUAUUGGUUGAAGAGGCAAUCAGAUCUCCGGGCUGAGAGAGACCCUGAGUUUGCCCCACCAUCGAAUUACUUUGUGGACCAAAAAAGAACUGGUUCUCUGAGUAGCCAGGCAUGGAACAGACCUGCACCUGCACAGAGUGACCCGGGGCAGCACUCUGGCCAGAGCCAUGACCCCGGCUCUUCACAUACAUCAUCCACUUCAGCCCCCAGCGGCCCACCGCAAGCCCAGGCGGUCACUUUUGAAACCCUGGAUGAUAUGAUUUCAUAUUAUAAACAAGUGACAUGAACUUAAAAACACUAUAACUUGGGUCUGUACUGUUGACGGUGCCUUCCUCCCAGAGCAGAGAAAAUAACUUAACUUUAGGGACUGAAUUGUAACUUUCUCUUCCUGUCUUUUCCUUGAAGAUCCAGACUUCAGGCUGUAUUUGUCAGCAGCAGGGAAGAAAGUGAAUGGUACUGUGGGAACUCUGGCCACUUAGCUGUUCAUUUCAUUCUAAUUGGUAUGGAGAUACCAAUUCAUCUGGAUUUACAUAUGAGCUGAGAUAGAGUAAACAUACUCUGUAAUAUUUGAUACUAAGGAGUUUGUAAUCCUGUCUGCUUCAUACCCACUCCCAUGACUUACUCAGAUUUAAGGGUUCCACUCCUUUCCUUUUGCCAGUACUAGCUUGUAGAUGUCUUUGUUCCAAGCAUUCAGCUUCCAGGUCAUUUGGUGGAGCAUCUGUCAGGAAGAAUUUUGGCCUGUCAAAUGGUGGCACAUGAGGGUACAGUGGGAGGCAAAGUGAUCUAGUCUCCAGGAGGACCCUGACACUGAUGGAGAAUUAAGCAUGUCAUUUGAAAUGAUCAAGAAGACCAGGGAGGACUUCACAAUCCAGAAAGGUAGACAUUGACGUCACUUGUUCUUACUAUCACCCCUUCUUGAGUGGUGAUUAUCACAGCCACGCAUAGUGGGUGUUCAUUAAGUGUGUAUUGAGUGACGGGCACAUGUGGAGGUUGCUGGGCAUGGUAAGAGCAAGAGAUGCUCCUUAGCCACCAGGGUUGGUUUUUCAUCUCCGCCUGCCUCCCUGGUUCUUCCGCUCUGGGCCCUGAUCUCUCUCGGGAGCUGAGUCACCUCAGCCUGGGUGGGAUGGACUUGCGCUGGAGUGAGGGACAGCAAGGUCCUUUUGUCUUUACUAACAACGAGUGGGCGAGCAGAGCUCCAGAAGGACUUCCUGUGCCUGAGUACCGUUCCCGUCCUCUACCUACUACACCACAGUGUCCUCUUCACAGCUGCAGACAAGCAGUAGAAGUUGACCACCAGAUCCACAGGGCUGUUACAGCUGCCUCCCAGGCCAGUGAGUCUUGUAAGAAGGUGCUAGAGGAGGUCCUUGAAGCGCCUGCUGGAGCCCGUGGUCUCUGUCCCCACAGCACAGUGGUGUUGCUGGGAGCACCCCUGUUCUCAUUAUGGAUUGCAAGCUGGAGCACAGAGAGGGUCAGUGAUUCAUCACGUGAUGUCUAAGUGACAGAUGGUUUAGGUGCAGGUUUGCUUCAGACUCAUGUUUUCUUCAGCACCCUCUGCUCUCAGUCUUUUUCCCCAGUAUUGAGCAGUAACAGACAAAAUUCCAAAUUCUUGCAAACUUAACCUCUGAAGUCCAGAUCAAGGGUGGAGUUGCAAGACCUAUUAAAUGGUCAUUUUGUCAGCCUGAUCAGGCAAAUACCUCUCCUAACAAAAAUGAAAACCAACUGACCCAGCUGCCUUUUUCUGCAGAAAUUGACAAACUCAUCCUAAAAUUCAUAUGGAAUUGCAAGGGACCCAGAAUAUCAAAUAUUCAAAACAAUUUUGAAUAAGAACAAAGUUGGGGGACUCACUUCCUGAUUUCAAGACUUACUACAAAGCUACAGGGAUCAAAACAAUGUGGUACUGGACUUCCCUCUUGGCACAGUGGUUAAGAAUCCACCUGCCAAUGCAGGGGACACGGGUUCGAGCCCUGAUCCGGGAAGAUCCCACAUGCCGUGGAGCAACUAAGCCUGUGUGCCACAACUACCGAGCCUGCGCUCUAGAGCCCGGGCACCUAGAGCCCAUGCUCUGCAACAAGAGAAGCCACCACAAUGAGAAGCCCGCGCACCACAACUAGAGAAAGCCCGCAUGCAGCAACGAAGACCUAACGCAGCCAAAAAUAUAUAAAUAAAUAAAUUUAUAAAAAACAAAAAAUGUGGUACUGACAUACUGAUAAAUCACUGAAACAGAGUUGAGAGUCCAGAAAUAAACCCAUACAUCUAUGGUCACUUGAUUUUUUUGACAGUGGUGCCAAAAUCAUCCAGUAGGGAAAGAACAGUCUUCUACAGAUGGUUCUGGGACAGCUGACUCACCACAUGCAAAACAAUGGACUUGGACCCAUACCUCACACCACAUACAAAAGCACCUCAAAAUGGACCAAAGGCUUAAAUGUAAAACUGUAAAACCAACUGAAACAGCUUGUUGGACAAAAGGAGAGGAGACAAAAAGAAAAAUUGGAAUACUAAAAGGAAAAAACAAUUAUUAGAUAUCCUAGAAUCAUAAGGAAAAAUAGAAGAAAAGAGAAGGUGAAUAAUAGACAAGAGAAAGAUGGGAAGAGGGUGUGUUUAUAAGGUAGAGCAGAAGGACUCGAGAGGCAUAGUAUAGAGAAGGGAUGGGAAGACUAGUCAGGCAGCAACAAGCGCACAAGUAUAGGAGGCAGUGGUCGCGGAAGGGGCCCCCAAAUAACCUUUUGUCCUUGCCCAGGGCACCCAGGGUGGAUGGCAGAGCAGUCUGUGCACGUUGGCUCAGGGUCACUGUCGACUAAUAACUGUAAGUUGGAUAUUCUCUAGGACUUCAAAGACUGUGUAAGCCUUUUUCUAAUCCCCUUUUAACAGCAUAUGUUGAGUGUUUUGUGAGCCCAGUUUUAUCCUCUUCCGUUUCAGACUCAAGGUCUUUCAACGUUCACACAAUUCCAGUUUUACUGUUUCUUGUGGGCCUGUUUUGUAGGAGUGUGUCCAGCAGAUGGCACUGGAGUUCUUAGACUGCAGACCCGUGCUCUGGUAGCACUGCCCAGUAGAAAUGGGGUGUAAGCUGUGUGUGUCAGUUUCAGCUUUCUAGGAACCACAUUUAAAAAGUGAAAUUAACUUUGUGGUAUAUAGUCAUCCCUCUGUAUGUGCCAGGACCUGUCAUGGAAACCAAAAUCCGUGGAUGCUCAAGUUCCACAGGCGGCCCUCUGUACCCACAGUUCUGUAUCUGUGGUUUCAACUAACUGGAUUCUGUAGUGCUGUAAUAGUAUUGAAAGAUACGCGAGUAAGUGGACCCUCACAGUUCAAACCCAUGUUGUUCAGGGGUCAACUCUAUUUAAUCCAGUAUAUCCAAAAUAUUUCAACAUUUAAUCAAUAUACAAAACGUUUAAUGGGAUAUUUUGCAUUUCUUUUCACACCAAGUCUUCAAAAUCCACUGUGUAUCCACUUACAGCCCAUCUUAAUUCAGAUGCUAAAUUUUCAUCAGGAAUACUUGAUCUGUAUUUAGAUUUCAUAAAAUAAACAUUUGAAAGUAGAUUCAUAUACCCAGGUUCGUCCAAACAUACUUAAAACAUUUAAGAGUUUGCCAAUAACUGAAUUGAUUAUCAAGUUUUAAAUUUAAUAUUAAAAUGUAGUUCCUUAGUCAUACUAUACCACAUUUCAGAUGCUCAAAAGACACGAGUCUAGUGCUACUGAAUGCACAGCACAACUCUAAAUCAUCUGUUUUUACAUGUUUUGUGGUCUGACUAUACAUAACUCUCCUGUUAGUAACUAAAGGACUGGCAAACACAUCUCUUCCGCGCAUACAUUAAGCAUUCACGCUACUCCUAUGGCUUGUUUGACUUGGGAGCCAGCAGUGCUGAAAUCUUCUAUCAGAAAGCAUGACCCCACCUCAUUCGUGGCAUUGUGGAGCUAAACGAAAUGUUUUGGAUCAGAAAUUGCUUUGAAUUACUUGUUUUCAUUGUAAUCUUUUCUCCAGGCCUUUGUGUGUUUUGAUACAGUUCGUUUCAAUUGGCUAAAUAAAUCAUUUUGUUUGCUUGCACAGCUCCCAAAGGAGAAACUUUAAAUCCAUAUACAUGAGAUUCCUGCUAUGUUUAGCCGUGCAUUUGCCGAAGACUUGUGGGAUAAUUUAUUUCCUCUUAAAGCCGUAGUGCAGCCUGGGAGAUGGCUAUCAGCUGACCUUGUUGUGACACACAGAUGAGGCAGUAGAAUUUAGAAUUUGGAAUGGACGUGGGUACUGGUCUUUACAGUUAAUACAACACAGAGUAGCCACGCCAUAUGUGUUUAAUUUUUUUUCAGCCAGAAAAUUGAACUAAGUCAGUUAUAUGUCAGGCAGUUCCUGUAAAAAACUAUAUGGCUAAGGUAAGUCGUGAUAAUUGAAAAGAAUUUGUUAACCUGCUGAAAACCAUGAGAGAAAAUGAAACUCCCCUGGUCUUGGCACCUGCCCUGCUGGCUGGUAGGUGGUGAGGCAUUUGCUGGUGUGGACCUGGACAUUGGCUUAAUGUUCAGAGCAUGUGUGUGGGGCGGGGCAGAGUGGGGAGAACAGUGGGAUGGUGUAGAUCAUUGUCUAGGAAAUGGGAAAACCAGAACAAUCAAAAGAAGCAGGGUGUUUUAGUGAAAACCUGUCACCCAGGCUGAGUAUUGAUCUUCUGUUACCGUUUCUCGGUAAAUCCCAGCUGUUCGUGUAACCAUGCCCAGUAAAUGUAUGUCUGUCCAGUGAUGGGAGUGGUCACCAAUAUUACUUGUUUUCUACCCUCUAUUUAAACAGCAUCUUUCCCCACUACAUUUCUAACUGCCAUGUUCUCUCCAACUCUAAGCUCAUCUGCUAGGUGGUGGUUUUGACCGGUUGUAAAAACCUUCCCUGGGGUACGAUGCGUUCUGUUUCUAUUUGGUCGUUAUCAGCAAGUAAGCUUCCCUGAGCUUGAACACGGGUGUAGCUCUUGACCUCUCAGUCCCCACACCACUCCUCUCUGCACAGUCUCAGUUGUUCAGGGUUGAUAUGGAAACCAGGAAACACAAGAAUGGGCCCUGCUCCCAGCCCAGGUCUCCCAGGUCACAAGCCUGUCUGAGAACAUGCUGCUUUCUUUUCAGGGACCCUUGUUUAUUGUCUUCUUUCCUAAAGUGUCAUCUUUACCUUAAAACUGAAAGACUUUGUAUCUCUGCUUCCAAUUAUGAUCAGCAUAGGUGUUUAUGGGAUGUGUAAUCAAUGUAGACCUACCAUUUGUGUGUUUUUUUUAAAUUUAACAUUUCUCAAAACUGAGCUCAAGUUAUUUUUUUGCUGCCUUAUACUUCAUAUUAAUCUGCGUCGUUGUAAAACAGUUCCUCAGUUGUUGGCUGGCUACGUUAUUUCACUGUUAGGAAUGAAGUGGCUAUAAGCAUCUAUUUGUUUGGUUUGACCACAUUUGAAGAACUAUCUUCCCUCCUCCUUUUAAAACUGUUCCCUUGCGCAUUACUUUCAGAACUAAAAUCACUGGGUCAAAGCACUGAUCAUUUUUUUGUCUCCCGAUGGGUCUUGCUGGGAGACUCAUCUUAAUGGCCCUUUGGCGCCACAGUAGAUCCCCCUGGUGGAGGAUGCAGGUGGUUUGCAAGUGGAUUCAGCUCGAGGAAGAGCGGUGACUGAGGUUGCAGUCUCGAGAGCAAACCUUGCUGGGCAGCAGGCAGUUAAGCUUGAUCGUAUGCACGUGACCCCCCUCUCCUUCCUCUCAGAUCCACUUCUCUCCAUAGCUCAGCCCUUCUUCCUCUCAUCUGCUAGAGAAUUCGAGCAUCUGUCCAGAACGUUCUUUUAUAUAUUGAAUGGAGAGGACAGCGUCUAUUAGUUUUUCUAAUUCCAUUUCCACCUCUUGCGUGCAUCAGGUGCGGGCUUGUUCUCUUGCCUGUCCCAGCCUGAAGCUGCGCUUACUCACAGGUGGCAGUCACAUGGUUACAUCUGGACUCAUUGUCCUUAUCAAAAGCGUUCUGGUUAAAACCAGAGAGAGCCAGAGACUAGAGAAAAUAGCAAAGAAAGUCAGGACCAGAUUACUUGAAGGAGCAAAGUUUAAUUUUGGUUUUAAAUAUACAGCUGGAUACAACUUCUACCCAAAAAUGUAUUCUUGAAUCAGUGCCAGUAUGAGAAGGAAGUAUGCCCUUUUUUUUUCAAAGCCAUGCCUGAAUUUCCCCCUCAGCUUCCUUCUCUGUUGGGUGCCCUUGGUUUUCCCACAGCCUGUUCAGAACUUUCCCACUUUUCAUCCUUGUUCUGCUUGCACCCCACGGUGUACCCCUGGGGUGCUGUGGGUACAGCUCUCCUCCUUGGCUAAUCCCACUGCAGUCGUAUUUCUCACACUCCUUCCCACCACACCGCUGGCCCCUGGGAGGAGCGCCCCACAGUAUAGGUGCCACCUCUGCUAGCAGUCCUGUGGUUUCCCAUCAUCUGCAAGAUGAAGCCAGGGUUCAGCGGUUUACACCAGCUCCUCUCAGCAGGCUGCUGCCCACCCCUCCCACACAUCCCACCGCCCCCCCCCCAAGUAACCUGUAGCAUCCUCAAGUUACUUGCAGUUCCCCAAACUUGCCAGGCUAUUUAGAGCCUCCACCCUGAACAAGUGCUCUUCUCAUCACCUGGAGUGCUCUUCCUGUCCUUGUUCACUAGUCACCUACUUCUGAACCAGUUUCUGUCAUUUCCAUUGCACAGCCUUCUUCAGCCACUUCAAAUGAUUAUCUUUUUCUGCUUAACAUUCAUUGAGCACUUACCUCUGCUAGGCAUUGUGCCAACCCUUAACACGUAUGACCUCAUUUAUCCUCACAGUCCUGGGAGGCAGGGCCUGGUGUCCACAAGUGCCAGGCUCAAGGUCGCAUGGCCUGAGUUCUUAGCCGCCCGGUGACACUGCCUUUUCUGGAUUUCCCUCUGCCUGGCAGAGAGCACUCAGACAUGUCAUGGUAGCCUGUGUGUGUGUGUGUGUGCACUCCUCCCCUCAUCUCUGUCCUGCCCCUAAGAGGAGGCAGCCCGCAAAACUUUGAAGAUGUUGGAAUGAGGAUGGUCAUUUUUCAUAUCCUUUAUAAACUUCUUCCAUGCUCUUUUUAUUUCUUUGUGGGAAUCGUUAAUUGAAACUUUGUUUAUAGCCAUCUACAUGGGCCUAUUGGGCUAUCUGUUGGAUUUUCAGGCUAUAAGUGUUUUUCACUUUCUGGCAUGUGGUAGCUUACUUGCUGUCUUACUUAGUGUCAUGGAGGCUGUAAAAGGGGGAGAAGACGUGAUGCUUGCCCUCUGUUUGCAGAGGCCACAUGAGAUGCAACUAGCAAUUAAAGACGAUACAUUGAGUACUUGCACUGAGUAUAUGAUUACAUAGCAUGCAAAUUCUUUGGCAUGGCAUACAAGGCCCUUCACGAUCUGAUUCUAGACACUUUUCCAGCCUUGUCUGCUACUUUCCCAUAGAGCCCCAAGGCCCCAACCAUACUGAUGUGUUUUGUGGUUCCCUGAACCUGCCAUGCUUUAAAUGUCUCUGUUCCUUUGUACAUACUUUUCUUUUUCCCAAGAAUGCCUUCUCCCUCCUACCUGCCUGGUGACUUCUUAUUCAUCUUCUAUGACAGCCUUCAGUGCAGCUUCCUUUAGACUUUUGUCUUUGGGUUUUCAUGACCUUUUUACAUUUUUUUGGCAGUGUGACCCUUAUAUCAGUUUUGUAAGUCUGUUCUGCCUGUUGAGCAUUGAGCUACUUGAGGGCAAGGCCUGUGUCUCAGUGAUGGAAAAAUGAACGAGUGACAAUGAAAAUUAGAUACGUGGAAAGGAGGGAGUGAUGUUGUUCCCACACGGCUGGUUGUCCGUCAGGAAUCACAUUUGGCUGCAGGAACAGAGAUCUGAAUAAAGGAUCUUAAAGAGAUGAGGGGUUCGUUCUCUCAGGUGAAACAAGUUUGGAGGCAGGUGGUUAAGUGCUGGUGUGUGGGUGCCGUGAUGUCAGCAGGAGUCCGGGCUCUGUGCCUCUGCUCGGCCACCUUUAAUGCAUGGCUUCCCUCCUCAAGGUAACCUCAUGGCUCCAGAUGGCUGCCAGAGUUACAGCCAUCUCAUCCAUUCCAGACAAGAAGAAAGAGAAGGGCAGUGAGUAAAGAAAAAGUGUUCUCUCCAUGCAGACAGACUUCUUGAAAAGAUGUCCAGGAUCCCACCCAACAGCUCCACCUGCAUCUCACAGGCCAGAAUGGAGUCACGUGGUCACCUCUAGCUGAAUUUUGCAGAGAUAAAUACAUGGUAACAAAUAGAGGUUAUUUGUGCAUUUAAUUUAAAAUGACAUUUCUUUUCAAAAAAAAACAGUUGUUCAAUCUGAAAAGACUUUUCUCCAAAGAAGAUAUAAAAGUGGAAAAGUGGUCAAUAAACACGUGAAAAGGUGCUCAACAUCAUUAGUCGUUAGGGAAGUGCAAAUCAAAAACACAGUGUACCACUUCACACCCUCUAGGAUGGCACUAAAAUAAAAAAGACGUAAUAACAAGUGUUGACCAGGACAUGGAGAAAUUUAAAACCUCAUACAUUACCGGUUUUGUAAAAAGAACUGUAGAAUGGUGCAGCCACUUUGGAAACCAGCUUGGUAGUUCCUGAAAAUGUUAAACAUUGAGUUAUCAUAUGACCCAGCAAUUCCAUUCCUGGGUAUCAACCCAAGAGAAUGAAAGCAUCCAUUCACAGAAAAAUUUGUACCUGAAUGUUCCAUCGUAAUAGCCGAAAAGUGGGAACAACCAAAGUGUCCAACAAAUACUGAAUGGAUCAACAAAUGGUGGUCUCUCCAUGUAAUGAAGUAUAUGAGUGAAGUACUGAUACAUGCUGUAACUUGGAUGAACCUCGAAAACAUGAUGGUAAAAGAAGCCAGUCACAAAAGACCACAUAGUGUAUGAUUCCAUUUAUAUGAAAUGUCCAGAACAGGCAGAUCUAUAGAGGCAUACAGCAGAUUAGUCGUUGCCUGGGGGGAGGAGGAAUGGAGAGUGAGUGCUAAUGGGUUUGUUGGGGUGAUGAAAAUGUUCUAAAAUUAGAUAGUGGUGAUGGUUGCACAACUGUGACUAUACUAAAAACCAUUGUACACUUUAAAA